Messenger RNA from Pan troglodytes (chimpanzee), 4646 nucleotides. RefSeq names its product cytochrome c oxidase assembly factor 1 (gene COA1). Gene Ontology annotation, cellular component: mitochondrial inner membrane. The record is from RefSeq and is a predicted model, not a curated record. Gene Ontology annotation, biological process: mitochondrial respiratory chain complex IV assembly; mitochondrial respiratory chain complex I assembly. The transcript is spliced from 10 exons. Lineage: Eukaryota; Metazoa; Chordata; Mammalia; Primates; Hominidae. The coding region runs from base 199 to 639 and encodes 146 amino acids.
GCUGGUGCGCAGGACCGCGGGCCUUUACCCGUGCUUUCCCACACCUGGAAGAACUCGUCAUGCUCUCUGUAGCGUGGUGCUUCUGUUGCUCACAGAGGUGCCUGCUUCCCCUUCUGCCAUGAUUGGAAGUUUCCUGAGGCCUCCCCAGCCAUGUGGAACUGACAACUUGCCUUUGAUGAUUUUCAAGAGAGUUGUGCUAUGAUGUGGCAAAAGUAUGCAGGAAGCAGGCGGUCAAUGCCUCUGGGAGCAAGGAUCCUUUUCCACAGUGUGUUCUAUGCCGGGGGCUUUGCCAUUGUGUAUUACCUCAUUCAAAAGUUUCAUUCCAGGGGUUUAUAUUACAAGUUGGCAGUGGAGCAGCUGCAGAGCCAUCCCGAGGCACAGGAAGCUCUGGGCCCUCCUCUCAACAUCCAUUAUCUCAAGCUCAUCGACAGGGAAAACUUCGUGGACAUUGCUGAUGCCAAGUUGAAGAUUCCUGUCUCUGGAUCCAAGUCAGAGGGCCUUCUCUACGUCCACUCAUCCAGAGGUGGCCCCUUUCAGAGGUGGCACCUUGACGAGGUCUUUUUAGAGCUCAAGGAUGGUCAGCAGAUUCCUGUGUUCAAGCUCAGUGGGGAAAACGGUGAUGAAGUGAAAAAGGAGUAGAGACGACCCAGAAGACCCAGCUUGCUUCUAGUCCAUCCUUCCCUCAUCUCUACCAUAUGGCCACUGGGGUGGUGGCCCAUCUCAGUGACAGACACUCCUGCAACCCAGUUUUCCAGCCACCAGUGGGAUGAUGGCCUCCCUAUUCCCUGAGACACAACAGUAUUGAAAUUGGGCCAAUUAAUAAUCCCACAGUGGCCUCUCACUAAAUGUGAGAGGUGAGGAAGCUGCAGGAGAAAAUUUGAAGCUAGCAGUGUUCAUGAGAUGUAAGUAAAGAAGCCAUCUCCAUAAAAGUACAACGUGACGCAGCAAAUGUUGAUGGAGAAGCUGUAGAAGUUACACAGAAGAUCUAGCUUGGACCAUCGAUGAAAGUGGCUACACUAAACAACAGAUUUUAAAUGUAGAUAAAAUAGCAUUUUAUUGGAAAAAGAUGCCAUCUAGGACUUUCAUAGUUAGAAAAACUCAAUGCCUGGAUUCAAAGGACAAGCUGACUCUUGUCAGGGGCUAGUGCAGCUGUGACUUUCAGUUAAAGCCAAUGCCCAUGGACUAUUCUGAAAAUCCCAGGGCCCUUAAGAUAUGCUGUAUAAACGCAACAACAAAGCCUGGAUGACGUUGGGUCUGUUUACAGCCUGGUCUACUGAGUAAGCCCACUGUUGAGACCUAGUGCUCAGAAAAAAUAGAUUUCUUUCAAAAUAUGGCUGGGUGCAGUGGCUCACACCUGUAAUCCCAGCACUUUGGGAGGCUGGAGCGGGUGGAUUGCUUGACGCCAGGAGUUCAAGACCAGCCUGGGCAACAUGGUGAAACCCUGUCUCAAAAAACAAAUCAAAAAACCAAAAUAUUGCUACUCAUUAACAAUGCACCUGGUUACCCAAGAGCUCUGAUGGAGAUGUACAAGGAGAUGAAUACUGUUUUCAUGCCUGCUAACACAGUAUCCAUUCUGCUGCCGAUAGAUCAAGGAGUACUUUUGACUUUCAAAACUUAUUAUUUAAGAAAUACAUUUUGUGGUUUCUCUGAUGGUUCUGGGCAGUCAGUUCAAAACCUUCUGGAAAGGAUUCACCAUUCUAGAUGCCAUCAAGAGCAUUCAAUUCACGGGAGGAGGUCAAAAUAUCAACAUUAAUUGGAAUUUGGAAGAAAUAGAUUCCAAUCCUCAUGGAGGACUUGGAGGGUUUCAAGACUUCAGAGGAGGAAAGAACUGUAGAUGGGCUGAAAAUAGCAAGAGAACUAGAAGUGGAGGGGCCUAGAGAUGUGACCGAAUUGCUGUAAUCUCAGGAUCAAACUUGUAUGGAUGAGAAGUUCCUUCUCAUGGACGAGCAAAGAAGGUGAUUUCUUGAAAUGGAAUCUACUCCUGGUGAAGAUGCUAUGAACAUUGUUGAAAUGACAAAAGAUUUAGAAUAUUCCAUAAACUUAGCUGUGGCCAGGGUUUGAGAGGAUUGACUCCUAAUUUUGAAAAGUUCUACUGUGGGUAAAUGCUGUCAAACAGCAUUGCAUGCUACAGAGGAAUCUUUCAUGAAAGAGUUAAUAAAUGCAGCAAACUUCACUGUUGUCUUACUUUAAGAAAUUGCCACAGUCACUGCAGGCUUCAGCAACUUAUCUUUUCCUACCCUCCUCUCGCAUUUAAAAGUACUUUUAAUGUAUGUACAUUAUUUUUAGGCAUAACACUGCUGCUCAUUUAAAAAAACUACAGUAUGAACCAUGUUAUAUGCAGUGGAAAGCCAAAAACUUCAUGUGACUUACUUGCUUGUAUUUGGUUUAUUGCAGUGGUCUGGAACUGAAAGUGAUGGGUAUUUCUGAGUUAUGCCUGUAUUUAAGAAGCUGAGUGAAACCCAAAGAAGUCCAUGAUAGGACAGACUUCUGAAAACUAAAGACAGAAAAAAGCUUGAAAGCAUCAAGAAAGAAGUGAAAUCUUAACUAGAGGGAAAAGUAACUCAGAUGACAGUGGAUUUCUCUCUGGAAACCAUGGAGGCCAGAAGGAAGUGAGACAAGUUCUUUUAGUGCCAGAAGAACUAUCAACUUGUGGCUGGGCACGGUGGCUCACGCCUGUAAUCCCAGCACUUUGGGAGACCAAGGUGGGCAGAUCACUUGAAGUCAGGAGUUUGAGACCAGCCUGGCCAACAUGGCGAAACCCUGUCUCUACUAAAAAUACAAAAAUUAGCCAGGCAUGGUGGCGCAUGCCUGUAAUCUCAGCUACUUGGGAGGCUGAGGCACGAGAAUUACUUGAACCCGGGAGUGGAGGUUGCAGUGAGACAAGAUCCUGCCACUGCACUCCAGCCUGGGCAACAGAGCAAGACUGCCUCAAAACAAAACUCUGUCAACUCCAAAUUCCUAUUUGGUGAAAUGAUCCUUCAGGAGUGAUGGGGUAAUAAAAACAUUCUCGGUUGAUAGGAAACUAAAAGAAUUUGUUGAAUGAGUCUACCCUAUAGACCUUGAAUAGACCAACCCUAAAGGAAGUUCUUGAACCAGAAAGGAAAUGUUUAAAAAAAAAAAGUUUUGGGAUGUCAGGAAGAACGAUGGAAACAGCAAAAAUACGGACUGUCUGCAUUGUCCUAGAGUAUAUGAAGUAACUACAAUUAACUCUUCGGUUACAAUGGAUUCCUCGGUUUCUGAUUUGUCGGUAUCUGAAUUAAUUUCAGGCACAGAAUGACCUUCUUGGAGGGCAUUUGCUUCUUCUAGUGCCUUUUCCAUCCUGAAAGAAGGCUCUUGAAUACUGCUCUGUGUCAACCAGGGGUGCUUUAGACAUUCUUCAGCAGUGGCUCGAUCUCUGUAAAGAUAUACAUGUUUUACAGUUAAGACAUGUUAGAACUUCAAUUAAAAUUAGAGCAUAAGUUGCACCUGGACUUGAUAUGAAAGUAACCAUCAGAAAAUCAACAGAGAUCUUAAACUUGCCUACCACAGACACCUGCAGGAAUAUACUAAGAAUCAUCAUAGUGGACCUUUAUUGUCUCCUGAGCACCCAUUCUUUGUUCUUUCAGAAACACAACUGGUUUUGAGAAUCCAUCCCUUCUUCACUCAGUCCACGUAAAGGUUAGGAUGGUAAAAGUGUUAUACCUCUUCCUCCAGAGUUGGAGCCUAUGACACUGAUGACACUGGCAUGGCAAGCCAAAGCCCUACACCCACCAGCACACUUACUGGUUCCAAAUUGAUCUACGCUGGUAUAAUCAGAGUGAAUCUCAGAACUUUGGACAGAGCUGUGAGCAGAGACUGACUUUCCUGCUGUCUCCAGGUAGCUGCAAGGCUGAACAGCAGCACCUAUUUUAUUACCAUCUUACUGUCAUUCAAAGAAGGCAGAGCUGAAGGCUGGAGAAAAACUGAGUACUAGCAACAGUUUUUGAACCCUGAAUAUUGUCAUAACUGAAGCUAGAAUUAUCCCUGGACUUGUUUGCCACUAAAAUUUCCUUGUUUUGCUUAUCCUGGUUUCAGCUGGCACCCUGAUCACUUGAAAGGAACAUAACUGAUAUACUGUCCUUUGUUUUUCUUUCCUUCCUCUUCUCCGCCUUUGACGAUUUUAAAUUAGAAAUCUACCUGCCUCUAAUCUCUUUAAUUUUCUCAUUUAUUUACUGCUGCCUAUUUUCCAAAACACUGCUUCUCAAAUAUUCCUGGCUCAAAAAUCAUCUACGUCUUCAUGACAUAUGAAACCCCUAGAAUCCAGCCUUUCCCCAGCUUUUAAUAUCUCCUAAUUGAUUUCUCAAUUCCAGUGAAAUGAUUCCAUUUUAUUUUUUUCCCAAACACAUCACAAAUAUUCCUAACUCUUGUGAGCAAUUUUCUCUUAUUCUUCUCAACUUAUCUAAAUCCUAACUUUUCAAAAGAUCUAGCUCAAGUUCUGUCUUGUCAUAUUUUGAGUUCCUUUCUUUGGCAUUGUAUUAUUAUGUAUCUUUCCAUGUACACAUGUGUGCAUUAUCUCUCUGAUAAAACUAACUGGCUAGAGGAUAGGAGUAAAGACUCAAUUCUAAUAUCCUUGUUACCUAAUAAUACACAAACGUGAAACAUGUUUGAAUAAAUCACUGUUAAAUAUU